Molecule: messenger RNA, 513 nt
Organism: Botrytis sinoallii
Lineage: Eukaryota; Fungi; Ascomycota; Leotiomycetes; Helotiales; Sclerotiniaceae
Exons: 1
Coding region: 1-513 (170 amino acids)
Source: RefSeq, a predicted model, not a curated record
AUGGUGCGCCCUCGGACAAAAAUUUAUGCUAUCAAUAUCGUGAGCCAUUGGGAGGUGGGAUAUAACUUGUUCCGAGACCGUGAUCAGUUUUCUGCGCAGUUCGUUGAAGCUGGUAUCGUAUCCGAGUCCAAAGUACUGGCGCCAUUGAGAGGUCAAGUAGAUAUUAUCGCAGUAACACAGGUAAUUCAUCAAUGGGAUUGGGAAGGACAAGUCAAAGCAGCCAAACAGUUGAUUAGAUUUACCAAAGGGCCUGGCUCCAUGAUUGUAGGAAAUCAGAUUGGAAACCCCAAAGCACAAGAAGUAACUUUGAAGUCACUCGUCGUUCCUAUGUGGCGACACAAUCCGGAAUCUUUUGCAAAAUUAUGGGAUCAGGUUGGACAGGAAACGGGGACAAGGUGGGAAACGCAGGCAUGGAUGAGAUCCUUUGACGAGAUGGCAUUUGGUGUUGAAGAUGGUGCUUGGAUGGAGGAUGGAGUGGCAAUUAUUGAGUUUGCUGUGAAGAGGAUCGAGUAG